Molecule: messenger RNA, 2606 nt
Organism: Lottia gigantea (owl limpet)
Lineage: Eukaryota; Metazoa; Mollusca; Gastropoda; Lottiidae
Exons: 19
Coding region: 1-2463 (820 amino acids)
Biological process (GO): proteolysis
Molecular function (GO): metalloendopeptidase activity
Source: RefSeq, a predicted model, not a curated record
AUGGCUCUUCCCCUGCAGUGUUACCAACUAGUGACAGUACAACAAGUACAAGAAGAGACCGGAAGUGACGACAUUAACACUAGGUCUAAACGACAGAUUGAUCCUCGCCUACCAGAUCAUCUAGAGUUCACACUACAAUCAGAGACUUCGUCGUCGAGAACUACUCUGAAACUCAGCAGACUGCCAGAGAUUCCAACCUAUGUCUUUACUGACUCCGGGUUGGAGAAACAUUCCGGAGAGUUAGAGAACAAAGCAGUGUAUUCUGUAGAAGAUGAUAAAAUUGGUGUUAUUCAAGUCAAAAGGACUAACAACUCUACUUCUGAUAGUGCCAACAGUUUUGAACUGGAAGGAGAGUUUGUAGAAGAAAAUAAGAUCUAUCAGAUUCACCCAGCCAGGGAAGAGUCUGGAAGAUCAGACAGGACUGAUGACGGUCCUAAGAAUCUUUACCACAAAGUUUUCAACCGUCAAGAAGAUUACCGAAAACCUAUGAGAGAAGAGGGCCGAUAUAGGCGAUCAGUAAAAGAAUAUACUAUAGAAUUAUGUUAUAUAAUUGAUGCAGAGGACUUCCAGAAAAGGUUUUUACCCAGAAAUAAUAAUGAUGAGGAUGAAGCGGUAUCUGAUGCCAGGAUUUUUUACAGUUACGUUUCAGAGCAGAUUCGAUUGAGGUACAUCAGUACAUAUGAAGUAGAUUUAUCCUUUAUGUUCAAGUUUGUUAUAACAGGUUUGGUCAUUUUAAAGAAUCGUUCUGACUCAGAGUUCUUGGAGGACCUGGUACAGAAGGGUACUAACCGGGGCAUUGUAGAGUAUAAUGAUGGACUGGACGCUGCCAUUGAGUGGUUGUAUAUCCAUGAAAAUUCCUUACCCCCCAGCGACCACUAUAUGUUUUUUACAUCGUAUGAUCUGGCAGAUGUUGAAGAUACAGAUUCAUUGGGUUUGGCCAAUCUCGGAAGUAUGUGUCUAAGAGAUGAAGACAACUAUCCUUUAUCAGCUUCCAUCAUAGAAAACGGCUUUGAUGCUAAUGUCGGGGCUACUGCAGCCCAUGAACUGGGCCAUUGUCUAAACGCCGACCAUGAUACAGACGCCGGAUGUGACGACGGAGAUCUGUAUUUGAUGUCGGAGAGAUCCCUACAUCCUAAGAAUCCAGAACAAGCUUCCAAUCCUUGGAAGUUAUCAAAUUGUUCCGUUCGAGACAUGUUGCUAUAUCUAAAAACGGAGAACGUUUCGUGUUUGUCAGACACCAAAAGUAACACUGAUUCUCUCAGAGAAAUGCAGGUCAAAGAUGGCGUAUAUUACAGUCUUGGGGAACAAUGUCGCAUGGCUUUUGGCGCCGGGUCACAGUUUUGCCAGGGAAAGUACACGAACCCGGCCAGUAAUGCUACUUUCUGCUAUAAAGUUUACUGUACAGAUUCUAAGGGAAAAUGUGAACCAAUUUUUCCCAGAGAUUAUACCAAGUGCGGUAACGAUCAUUGGUGUUAUAAAGGAGAGUGCAUCAAAGCUUCUGCAGAAGAUUUUCAAAUGGAAUUAGAAGGCGAUGACACCGAAAUUGACAUACCGCAAGAUACAGUCGAAGUUCUUUCCCAUGUGAAAUAUACCAAAUCAUCACCAGGUGACGUCAUCGUCUUUAACUACCAAUGGAAUCCAGAGUUUGCGGAUUCUCUUUUUCAUUUUAACAUAUCGAACGGUCGAAUAACUGUGAAAACUGGUGCCUUAUUCAACAUAACGGAAGCGGAAGUGUUCAUUACAGCAACAACCAAUGAGACGUAUACCACGCUUCCUAUUAGCAUAAUGAUAUAUAUUUAUAACGAGUCGUAUACACCUAAAUUUGCUCAAGAACGGUUUGUGGUACAAGUGACCAGCUUACAGAUGAAGAGUGCAGAGAAAGCUUUGGUUGUGAUGUCCGACGUUAGCCAGCUUUUAUUAGAAGGGGACCAAAAGACAGACUUUAAAUUCCUAUUGCAAAAUUCUCAACAUUCCAACUUAGUUCGUCUAGACGAAAAGCAGGUGAUACUGGACGCAGAAAAACUACGACAAGAAGGGUUAUCGAACUUUAUUGUUACUAUCGAAGCCAUUUUUAAGAAUAUCCUCAGUAAUUUUACAACUGUAGAAUUCAUUUUUGACAAGUCUAUUGAGGACUCUCCAAAAGAAAAGAACAACCACUGGUUGAUUCCAGUCAUCAUAGUUAGUAUUUUUGCUGUUGGAGGUUUCCUCAUCUUCGUCAUCAUUCAAAUACGACAAUGUCGAAAUCCGUCCAGUCCAAACUUCGAUAAACCUUCGUCGCCUCUACCAACAUUCAACCCGACCACAGAUGCUAACGAUGGAGGCAAUCUUUCGCCCGUCUUUACGCCUUUGUACAACAACUCACAAGUGCUCAAUGGGAGGUCUUUUUCUGAUUUAAGGCAAGUGGUCUACCGUGAAAGUUCCGGUAACGCUCUGCAAGAGCACUUUUAUGAAAACCAUCGAUAAAUGCCGAAUGAUGGUCUGGUUAUUAAAAAUUGAUACUUAUAUUUUUUAUGUACUGAAUAUAUUUUAUUAAUGUUCUUUUGUGACAAAGUUUAUUUUUAUAAUACAUUUCCUUUAUAAUAAAAUUUACCACUAAGUGUUCAAAU